AUGUCUUUACCAAUGUCACCUGUUUCACCAAUAAACACAACCACUUCUACUUCCACAACUACAACUCCUCUUUCACCACCAUCACUGAUUGAAAAUUCAUCACAUCCAUUAUCAACGUCAAUAUCCAAUAAUUCUAUCACCAGCGAUUCAUCUCUAGAUAGUAAUACAUCUACCUCAAGCACCACCACAACCAAUUAUGGAACCAAAACUCCAUCAGGAAAUGCUCGAAUUUUCAACUGUACAUUAUGUCAACGAGCAUUCACUAGAGAAGAACAUCUUACUCGACAUACUUUAUCGACUCAUAAUAAAUUGAAACCAUUUACUUGUGGUAUUUGUAGUCGACCAUUUUCUCGAAGAGAUUUGUUAUUACGACAUGCUAAAAAUUUACACCAAGGAAGUGAAGUUGCCGUCAGUAGGAUUAGAAAGAGCUAUAAACACUGCAACAAAGAUAAUGACAGUAAAAGUGGUUCCGAUUCCAAUACUAAUAAGACCAAUAAGAAUGGUAAGAAACAAGAACAGGAAGAUGAUGAGGAAGAAGGACUGAGAAGUGACAGUAGUAGUGGAGCAGAUGAUGAAGAUAGUAAUACCAGUAGUGGUGGUUCUAAUUAUCAUGCUAUUGGUAGUGGAAACAAACGAUUUGUAAAUAAUAGUCCUCAACUCAAGAAAAUCUUGACUAAUGGAUCUGUACCGUCUACUACUACAACUAGUACUACCACUGUUCCUACUUCGACUAAUAACGAUACCGCUUCAAUUACAAAUUCAUCAACUAGUCAUAUCCAUCAACGUUCACUAAAUGUCGAAGAUUAUGAUACCCCGGAGAAAAAGAGAUUGAAAAUGUCAGUUAAUAUGUUGGUCAGUUAA
Candida albicans SC5314 is the source of this 861-nucleotide messenger RNA. RefSeq names its product Try4p (gene TRY4). The transcript has a single exon. The record is from RefSeq and is a predicted model, not a curated record. NCBI's taxonomy places the organism in Eukaryota, Fungi, Ascomycota, Pichiomycetes, Serinales, Debaryomycetaceae. Gene Ontology annotation, biological process: regulation of transcription by RNA polymerase II. Gene Ontology annotation, cellular component: chromatin. Gene Ontology annotation, molecular function: DNA-binding transcription factor activity, RNA polymerase II-specific; RNA polymerase II cis-regulatory region sequence-specific DNA binding. Bases 1 to 861 code for a protein of 286 amino acids.